CACGACCUGUCACUCAAUCCCCCACUCCGCAUCACUGGAACCAAGAUGGCGACGGAGGGGGCUUACGAGUCCAUCCUGUGCGUAAAGCCAGAUGUCAACGUGUAUCGCAUCCCCCCGCGGGCCACAAACCGAGGCUACAGAGCGGCCGACUGGAAGCUGGACAGCCCUGAUUGGUCGGGGCGGUUGAGGAUCACGGCCAAGGGGAACGAGGCGUACAUCAAGCUGGAGGACAAGGUCUCCGGGGAGCUGUUCGCCCAGGCGCCCGUGCAGGAGUUCCCUGGCAUCACCGUGGAAACCGUCAGCGACUCCAGCCGCUACUUUGUGCUGCGAAUUCAAGACGACAAUGGUCGCAGUGCCUUCAUCGGGGUGGGGUUCGGGGAUCGCGGCGACGCCUUCGACUUCAACGUGGCGUUGCAGGACCACUUCAAGGGGCUGAAGCAGGAGGAGGAGCUGAGCAGGAAGGCCCAGAGUGGAGACCCCGGCCCCAAGCUGGACCUGGGCUUCAAGGAGGGCCAGACCAUCACCCUGAACAUCGGGCAAGGCAAGAAGAGGGACAAGCCCCGCCCCCUGAGCUCUGGUGGGUUUGGGCUCCUCCCACCUCCCCCGGGAGGAAAGAUUGUCCCGCCUCCUUCCCCUGGAAUAUCCAAUCACAACACAAUUCCAGAGACGGGAGGCUCUGUAACAGCUCCCUGGCCUCAGCUCCUCCACCCGGGACUCCUCCACCUCCACGGACUGGAUUCAGUUCUGAACCACUCCACACCUCCUUCACCUCGCUCCACCCCUCUCCUCGAGGACAUUAGGUCGCCUCCUCCUCCUUCCCCUCCACCCAAACCGACCACAGAGUUCUGCAACCUUCUGCCCCUCCAUCCUAAACUACAGAAAAAGGUUCUAAAACUACAGAGGAAUGUUCUAACACUGCAGAUGAAUGUUCCAGAAGCUCAGAAGAAUGUUCCUGAACCAGAAGAGAUGAAGCUCAGGGUUCUCCAGAGUUCUGGCCUGAAGGAGACGAGGCUAGGACAACAUCUAAGGGCUAGAGAAUACUGUGUGUGUGUGUGUGUGUGUGUGUGUGUGUGUGUGUGUGUGUGUGUGUGUGUGUGUGUGUGUGUGUGUGUGUGUGUGAUGAAUCUAAUGCUUGAUGCUAUCUUUUAAUAUAUUGGUCACUCAAGUGUGUUAUGAAUACGAUUUUGAAAUGUUUAUUAUAAGGUCUGGUAAUGUUUCUCUGAUGAGCUACAUGUGUAAAGCUGAAAUUAUCCGUCCCAAUAUAAUAAUUAUCCAUUUAAACA
This is a messenger RNA of Gadus macrocephalus (Pacific cod), 1283 nucleotides long. RefSeq names its product NECAP endocytosis associated 1 (gene necap1). The coding region runs from base 46 to 1149 and encodes 367 amino acids. The transcript is spliced from 7 exons. The record is from RefSeq and is a predicted model, not a curated record. Lineage: Eukaryota; Metazoa; Chordata; Actinopteri; Gadiformes; Gadidae. Gene Ontology annotation, biological process: endocytosis. Gene Ontology annotation, cellular component: membrane; clathrin vesicle coat.